AUGACAUUAGAAUUACCACAGGAGAAACGGGUUAAGAUCAGAGAGAUGAUAGAUAUUUUAUUGAAGAUGGAAAGAGUUAAAGUCAAGGUUAUAGCUAAAUGUAUAGGUGUUUUGGUGGCAGCAUGCCCAGCCGUAGCCUAUGGAUGGCUUUAUUAUAAGCAUUUAGAACUAAUUAAAAGAAAUGCUUUAAGAUCUAAUUUUAAAAGAAUGGACAAAUGGAUAACCUUAUCUUUAGAAGCAAAAGAGGAGUUAAAAUGGUGGCAAUCACAAAUAUUAAUUGCUAAAAAUAAAAUAAGAUCAAGUAACUUUGAUUUGGAGAUAUUCUCUAAUGCUUCCACGACAGGCUGGGGAGCCAUUUGUGGUAAUAAAAAGGCCAAUGGUUUUUGGAAUAGGGAAGAAAGGGAAAUACACAUCAAUUUUUUAGAAAUUAAAGCAGCCUUUUUGGCUUUAAAAUGCUUCGCUGCCCAUAGCCUUAAUAAACAAAUACUGUUAAGAAUAGAUAAUAUUACAGCAUUAGCCUACAUAAAUAAGAUGGGUGGUAUUAAACAUAAAGAGUUACACGCUUUGACCAAAGUAAUUUGGGAAUGGUGUAUUGAGAGAGAGAUUUGGAUUUUUGCUGAAUACAUUGCUUCUAAAGAAAAUAUUGCUGACGAGGGGUCUCGAAUAACCAAUGUUGACACAGAAUGGGAGUUAGCUAAUUUUGCUUUUCAAAAAAUAGUUAAAGAGUUUGGUUAUCCUUCAAUAGAUUUAUUUGCUUCACGUGUAAAUCAUAAGUGUAAGAGAUAUUGUUCUUGGGAUAGAGACCCAGAUGCUCAAGAAACUAACGCACCCACUGGCCUCGGACCUUACCCUGGUGGCAGGAGUGUUAUCAGGCAGAGCUUUAAGAAAAAGAAUCUGGAAGAAACCACAAUAGAUAUUAUGACAUCUUCGAUAACAGAGAGUACGACAAAACAGUACAAUACAAGUCUCCAAUAUUGGUGGAAUUUUUGUAAAGACAAGGAACAGGAUCCAUAUUAUGCAGAAGAAGAUAUUGUUAUUAACUGCCUGACAAAGAAAUUUAAUGAAGGAGCAGCAUACGGCACCUUGAACACACUCAGAUCUGCUAUAUCCUUGAUAAAUCAACAUGACAACUCAAAUAGCUCAUUAAUUAAUAGAUUUUUUAAAGGCGUAUACAAACUAAGACCUACUGCACCAAAAUACUGCAGUACGUGGAACGUGGAUGACGUGUUAGAUAUGUUAGAGACUUGGAGUCCAUUAGAAUCUUUAAAUCUACAGAAUCUCACUUUAAAACUAGUCAUGUUAUUAGCACUGGGGUCAGCAUUUAGAGUACAAUCACUAGCUCUUAUUAAAUUAAACAAUAUAAAGAAAUUACCUAGCGGAAUAGAAAUAAGGAUUUUAGAUCUCAUAAAAACUUCAAAACCAGGAGCAGCACAGCCAUAUGCCUUUUUUCCUUUCUUUACAGAAAGGACAUCGCUGUGCAUUGCAAGAACAUUAUUAUAUUACAUGCAAGCUACUAAAGAUAUUAGAGGUGAUACACAAGAAUUAUUUAUCUCUUUCAAGAGACCAUACAAGAAGAUAUGUUCUCAAAGUAUUAGUAGAUGGCUCAAGACAGUCAUGAGAGAAGCUGGUAUAUCAGAAGAAUUUACAGCCCAUAGCACGAGACAUGCAUCUACAUCUAAAGCUGUAAAUCAAGGAUUAGAUAUAAGCAUUAUUAAGAAUGCAGCCACCUGGUCAGAAAAGUCCAAAGUUUUUAGUAAAUUUUAUAAUAGACCAAUUAAGGGUAAUGAAAGAAAUUUUGCUGAGACUGUUUUUUCAUAA
This is a messenger RNA of Nasonia vitripennis (jewel wasp), 1818 nucleotides long. RefSeq lists its product as uncharacterized. Gene Ontology annotation, molecular function: DNA binding. Gene Ontology annotation, biological process: DNA integration; DNA recombination. Lineage: Eukaryota; Metazoa; Arthropoda; Insecta; Hymenoptera; Pteromalidae. The transcript has 2 exons. The record is from RefSeq and is a predicted model, not a curated record. Bases 1 to 1818 code for a protein of 605 amino acids.